AUGUGGCUGUGUCUUUUUGUUCUCUCGUUGUGCUUUCAUCACGGCAAUGCCGUCAUUCCGGCGUUGGACCUCACCGACGCCGAGAUCAAGGACUUGGCGCAGAAAAUGAGAGAUGCGGACGCGGAGAAGCCCAAGUUCUGCGAGUUCUACGUGGAUUUUCAGGGUCAUUUCGAUGGUGGAGACACUGACUACGCCCCGAAACCGUGAGUUCAUUGUCACAAAUAAUAUCAGUCUGUCGGGAAAAUAACGGCGGAUUGUCGCAGCAAAAUUUCUCGCCUCGCCGCUAUCGCGCACCAAAUCCCCAGCCGCGGCUUUCAGUCGCAGAGCGAUGAUGGGCGAUUCCAAGGCGCGACGAUCCGCCGUUAUUUUCCUAAUAAGCACAAUGUCGCUACGCCCACGACACAAUUCAUUUUUUUGGUGGCAACGCGAUUUUCGUUGCGACAGAGUGCUCAUUAUUUUCCCGACAAAAUGAUAGAGUUCAAUAUAUUACAUCUUGCAGGUUAUUCAAAUGGACCCGGUCUUCCAUUUUGUCGCAGCCCAGCUACAAAGCCCUCCUGGAUUUGGCGCCCUUGUUCAAUCCGCAGACCGGAAUCGCCGAAGACAACAGUCCGGCCAAGCAGCAGAAGGAGAGGGCGUUCAUUAUGGCCGUCUUUAGCAGUGGUCCCUUCACGCAACUGAUCAAUGUCCUCAGGAGCAAGAAUCAUCCGUUCGCCAAGAGCCCCGACACCCUCAAGCAGUCCAUGUUCGAGCUGUGGUUUGGGAUGUUCUCCAGAGCCAAGGGAAAGUUGGAUUCCUCGGCUUUCGAGCAUGUUUUCCUCGGCGAGGUGUGCAUAAUAUUAUAUAAUGGGCGUUCUGUCACAUUGAAAAUCGCGUGGCUAAAGUGAAAAGCAAUUUGAUUUUAUCGCGAAAAAAGUAUAUUUCCUAGGCGGCGAUGCGAUUUUCAAUAUGGCACAGUGCUCAUUACUUUCCCGAUAUACUAAUAGCUCUUUUUAGGCCAAGAAUGGAGAAGUCUCGGGGAUGCAUAACUGGGUGGUUAUGAACAACCUCGAAAAUGGUCCAAAGGGCGCCCUUGACUACAGAGGAUUCAUCAUCAAGAGAGCGGUAGGCCAUGUCGCCCAACGAUCCCACUAUUUUACAGGAUAUCAUUGCAUCGGCAAACUUUAAAUGGGGCAGUUUGGUGAAGAAGACGGGAAGUUUCUUGAUUGGGACGUCGCCGGCGUUCGACUUUUCGCUUCUUACGAUGUGUUUCUUGGCCAGAAGGGGAAAUAAGAAGUGCGAAGUGAGUUGUGGCUUGUAUUAGUACUACACGGCUCAAGAAGUCCUGAGAAAUUUGCGCUUUAUGAAAAUUCUAAUAGCAUUGACCGCUAAAAAUUUUUAGACGAUAAUUGAUGGAUGCCCUGUGAAUGUGCAAAGCUACGACCUGAACCAGAAUGGGCGAGACUUCAUUGGGACCGUCUAUCCGGAGCCCGGCCCUUCGGCUCCCACCUGUAUGGCCAACUUCAAGCAACGGGCGACGCUCUCCAAACAGGGAUGA
Messenger RNA from Bursaphelenchus xylophilus (pine wood nematode), 1534 nucleotides. The record is from the annotation of a GenBank genome assembly. Lineage: Eukaryota; Metazoa; Nematoda; Chromadorea; Rhabditida; Aphelenchoididae.